Messenger RNA from Myotis lucifugus (little brown bat), 676 nucleotides. RefSeq names its product cGMP-specific 3',5'-cyclic phosphodiesterase-like. Gene Ontology annotation, molecular function: protein binding. NCBI's taxonomy places the organism in Eukaryota, Metazoa, Chordata, Mammalia, Chiroptera, Vespertilionidae. The annotation marks the transcript as partial. The record is from RefSeq and is a predicted model, not a curated record. The transcript is spliced from 5 exons.
GACUUCGCCGCGUACUUGGCAUUUUGUGGGAUCGUUCUUCACAACGCACAACUCUACGAGACAUCGCUGCUGGAGAACAAGAGGAAUCAGGUGCUGCUUGACCUGGCCAGCCUGAUUUUUGAAGAGCAGCAGUCCUUGGAGGUCAUUCUGAAGAAGAUCGCUGCCACGAUUAUCUCCUUCAUGCAGGUGCAGAAGUGCACCAUCUUCAUCGUGGAUGGAGACUGCUCCGAUUCCUUUUCCAGCGUGUUCCACAUGGAGUGUGAGGAGCUGGAGCGAUCAUCCGACACUGUGACAAGGGACCGGGAUGGGAGCCAGAUCAACUACAUGUACGCUCAGUACGUCACCAGCACCAUGGAGGCGCUCAACAUCCCCGACGUCAGCAAGGACAGCAGAUUCCCCUGGGCGAAUGAAAACAUGGGGAACGUAAGCCAGCAGGGCAUUCGAAGUUUGCUUUGUACGCCUAUAAAAAAUGGAAAGAAGAAUAAAGUGAUAGGUAAGUAAGCUUUUCAUUAACCUCCACGCUGCCCUUACUAAAGAAAAAAAAAUAAUGUAUUCCCAGAAAUUUCUGUCUUUCAAGUGUAAAUUUAAAGAAUAAAAUGUGUAAAAGAUAAAAAUUGAAAUGAUAAAAGGAUGUUCAACUAACCACAGGCAUUUGGUGCAUGUCUUAUUAACUAUG